AGUAAACCCACGGUUUUGGUAAGAUUCACAAUCAGUGAACCGACUCAGCCUGUAAUCUGAACGUAACUUACUACUGAGGAUAUAUUUCAGAAUAAGGACGUUUUUUUGAAACGUAUGUUCGAUUAUUUUUUAAAAGUAAAUCAUAAGAAUUUCAAUUAACUUCUUUCUAGCCCCAAUUUUUCAAACAAUAAACCAAUGAUGCAAAUGAAUCCAUUGGCGAAUCUGGGUGAUAGUGGUAUACCUAUGAUGCAUCAUAUGCCCACGGUCGCCAGCCAUUCAUUAAGUGGUCCCCAAACUCAACGUCUCUUGAUGAAACAUGCCGAUGAGAAAAUCAUAGACGUUUGGAGGAAUGAUUUGGAAGACGCCUUCAAGAGUAUACGAAAACUAAUCAAUCAGUAUAAUUAUAUAGCAAUGGAUACCGAAUUUCCUGGUGUUUGUUGUCGACCUGUUGGUGAAUUCAAGAGUACAAAUGAUUUUCAGUAUCAGUGUAUGAAAUGUAACGUAGACGUUUUGAAAGUUAUCCAAAUUGGUCUAACCCUGAUGGAUGAAAAUGGCCAAACACCAUCACCUACUUCAACCUUUCAGUUUAAUUUUCAGUUCAAUUUAAAUGAUGACAUGUUCGCACCAGAUUCCAUCGAACUUCUCCAAAAUUCAGGCAUUCAAUUUCAAAAACAUAGCACGGAUGGCAUAGAUCCUUUUGAUUUUGCUGAAAUGCUUAUAGGAUCUGGAUUGAUUUUAAUGAAAAACAUUUAUUGGCUUAGUUUCCACAGCUGUAAACAAUUGAAAGGAGGUUUACAAGAAGUAGCCGAUGGCUUGGAAAUAGUGCGAAUAGGUCAACAACAUCAGGCUGGAUCGGACAGCCUCCUCACUGGACAAGUAUUUUUUAAAAUGAGAGAAAUGUUUUUCGAAAACAUGAUAGACGAAGAAAAAUAUCUCAAUCACUUGUACGGCUUAGGCGGCAAUUACCAAAACGGUGGUCUCGUCAGUUACGAAAGCAACGCCAUGUUCAACAGAUCGUCGACAAAUAACGCUGGAUCUCCAGCUCCAGCUAUGUCAAAUGCUUAA
Molecule: messenger RNA, 1065 nt
Organism: Dimorphilus gyrociliatus
Lineage: Eukaryota; Metazoa; Annelida; Polychaeta; Dinophilidae
Source: the annotation of a GenBank genome assembly